Molecule: messenger RNA, 522 nt
Organism: Rhododendron vialii
Lineage: Eukaryota; Viridiplantae; Streptophyta; Magnoliopsida; Ericales; Ericaceae
Exons: 1
Coding region: 1-522 (173 amino acids)
Biological process (GO): negative regulation of catalytic activity
Molecular function (GO): pectinesterase inhibitor activity
Source: RefSeq, a predicted model, not a curated record
AUGGCCUUUGCUCUUCGUCUUUUCUUCUUGUUACUUGUAUUCUGUUUGAGUACCUCAGGGGUACUAACAGUAGGUCUAGUCGAUGGUGUAUGUGCAAAAACUAGUAAUCCUUCUUUCUGUCGGGCUGCUUUGCUGUCUGAUGGUCGAUCUGCCACAGCAAAUCUUACCGAACUUGGAGGCAUUGCGAUUGACCUAACGCUCGUAAACUCCAUGGCAACCCAAACCAAGAUCAAUAUAUUAAAGGGGCAAACCAAAGAUGUUGAGCUCAAGAAACGUCUCGAUUCUUGUUUUGCGGAAUAUGAGAAGGUGGUGGCUGACUAUUGUCCUUUUGCAAGAAGAGCCUUGGCUUUCCGUGAUUACAUAAACAUAUAUUCUGCAGGAAAUUACAUAAUUCGCUCGGCCUCAAUAUGUGAUGGCGCAUUCUCAUCCCCGCCGUCUUACCCAUGUCCAAUCACAUUCGAGAAUAAAAAAUCAUCACUUCUUGGGGGCAUAAUUAGGACUAUUGCUAAUAUUUUGACAUAA